Molecule: messenger RNA, 2522 nt
Organism: Mobula hypostoma (lesser devil ray)
Lineage: Eukaryota; Metazoa; Chordata; Chondrichthyes; Myliobatiformes; Myliobatidae
Product: all-trans-retinol 13,14-reductase-like
Exons: 7
Source: RefSeq, a predicted model, not a curated record
CCUGUUCGGCGUAUAUUAGUAAAUGAAGAUGGUGCAGCAUAUGGUGUGACUGUGAAGAAGGGUGAGGAUGAAAUAAACCUGUUUGCUCCCAUUGUGAUUUCUGAUGCAGGAAUAUUUAAUACCUAUGAGCAACUAUUACCACGUGAAGUGCAAAGUAAACCAGCAAUCCAGGCACUGCUGAGCUCGCUGCAGCAUGGAGUGGCAGGAUUAAGCGUAUUUGUUGGCCUUAAUGGUACUACAGAAGAGUUGGGGUUGAAAGCAGCAAAUUACUGGUUCUUUAAGGAGAAUAAUAUUGAUGAGCUAUUCAUAAAAUACUUCUCACUCAAGGAUAAAGAUUUCACUGAAAGAUGUCCAAUCAUGUUUGUAUCCUUUCCAUCAGCUAAAGAUCCUACUUGGAAUGACAGGUUUGAAGGCAAAUCCAGUAUGGUUAUAAUUACCAUAGUACGUUAUGAGUGGUUUGAAAAAUGGGAAGAUAAACGUGUGAAGAAGCGAGGAGAAGACUAUGAAAAUUUAAAGAUGGAUAUUGCCAGAAAUUUGAUUGACCAAACUACUGAGUACUUUUCACAACUCAAAGACAAGAUUGAGUUCAUCAAUGUUGGCUCUCCACUCACCAAUCAGUUUUACAUUGCUGCUUCACAUGGAGAGAUGUACGGUGUUAACCAUGGCUUGUCCCGGUUCGCUCCAGAGACCAUUGCCUCCUGUAGAGCAAAAACUCCAGUCAAGAACCUUUACUUAACAGGUCAGGAUGUAUUUUCAUGUGGUUUCCUUGGAGCCAGCCAUGGGGCCAUUAUUUGUGCAUCUGAAGUUCUUCACCGUAAUCUGUACUACGAUAUCCUGAAAUUUAGGAAGAACAUCAAAAAAGGCGAAGCCAAAAAGGAAGCUUAAAUGUGCGGAGAAUGCUUAAGAAUGCGGUGUUAAUUUUUUAAUUCUGCUUCAGUGAUAACCAAUGUUGACAGGGGAGGUCAAAUGCCUCAGAUGAUUUUGUCUAUGGGACUACUAUUUAGUCACUGUGAUGUGUGUCAGUGUAAGAGUGGCUUCUUGAGUCUUUGUACAGAUGAUAACCUUUCACAUAACAAAUCUAUACGAAUUGUAUUGUACACAACAGAUGGUUCAUCCAGAUUAUCUUGUGCAAAUUGUAACUUUAUUUUGCUCUCAGAAUCCAGUCACACUGCUUGGAUUAUUAAUCAUUAAAAAUUUAAUAUGCAAUGAUUCACCAAGAAUUGUGUUGUUUGGAAACUUACUCAUUAAGUAUGCUUUAAUAGCUCAGACAUCAAAGAAGUGGCCAUAAAUCUCAUGAAUUAACCAGAUUACCAGAUACUUUGCAAAAAAAAACACACACAGGCUACUUGUUUCCAAAGUGAUUUCUUAUUUUUGAAUCUAAAUUCUAGAUUUUUCCUGUUAUAUGAAACAUCCUUGUCCACGUCCACUCUGUUUAAGACCCGUCAAAGUCUAUGUUUUAGUCACUUCUUCUCACUCUGUAAACUCCAACUGUGCACAUUUUGCCACUUCAAUCAUUGCUCACAAAACCACUCCUCCCAAUUACAGGACCUUGUCAAUCUUCUCCGAACUGCUUCCAAGUUAUUAACAUUCUUCCUUAAGGAGACUAAUAAUGUAUAUGAUAAUGCACACAGAAUGCUGGAGGAAUUUAGCAAGUCAAGCAGGUUUUCUGGAGAGGAAUAAAGAGCUGACAUUUUGGGAUGAGACCCUUUUAUCAGGACUGGCUAUGAUACUCUGCAAGUUCAGAUUCAGUACAGUGCAGCUUUGACUUUAUACUGUUUGGUGUCUUUGGUGCAUGUCCUGGCAGAUGGCAAAGACAGUAGAGUGGCAUUUCACCUCAUUCUGAAAUCAGGCAUGGAAUUUACAUAAUGGUCACAUUUAAGCAUCUACCAGAUUUGAAACCAUCAAUAAUAAAAAAUCUAACCAAUAAUACUAAUCAUAAACCAAUGCUAUUUGUAGAGCAUUGUUGUUUAUCUUUUAUACUGGAUAUAAAAACUUCUGAAAUACCAAGAUUUGUUUAAUUAUGGAGUUGCUGGUCACCAUGAAAUGAAAGUGCACUGUCUGUGGUUAAAGUUAGAUGGUUGCAGUUUAAAAUCAAGGGAUAAGGGUCUGACUUGAUCAGAGUCAGAAUUGGGUUUAUUAUCAUUGAUGUAUGUGUGAAAUUUGUUUGUUUCUCAGUAGUACCAUGCAAUACAUAAAAAUUACUGUAAAUUACAAUAUAAAAUAUAAACAGUGUAAAGAGAGAGCAAAAUAGUGAGGUUGUUCUCAUGGACCAUUCAGAAAUCUGAUGGCAGAGGGGAAGAAGCUGCUCUUACAGCAUUGAGUGUGCUCCUGUAGCUCCUUGGUGGUAAGCAAUGAGAAGAGGGCGUGUCCUGAGUGGUAAGGAUUCUUCAUGAUGGAUGGUGCUUUCUUGAGGUAUUGCCUUUUAAAGAUGUCCUUGAUGGUAGGGAGGCUAAUACCCAUGAUGAGUCUACAACUCUCUCCAGAUUUUUCUGAUCCUGUGCACUGGACAGUGAUGCAACCAG